Brassica napus (rape) is the source of this 674-nucleotide messenger RNA. RefSeq lists its product as uncharacterized. The transcript is spliced from 3 exons. Lineage: Eukaryota; Viridiplantae; Streptophyta; Magnoliopsida; Brassicales; Brassicaceae. The coding region runs from base 142 to 498 and encodes 118 amino acids. The record is from RefSeq and is a predicted model, not a curated record.
CUCUCAUCCAACUAAAAGAGAUUUUUUUUUUCAACUUUCCCAAAAAUAAAAGCAAGAGAAACAGAAGCAAGAGAGAAUAUUAUUUGCUCUUCUUCUGUGUAUUGUUUUACAGGUUCCCAGAUUUUCAGACAGUCGAACCACAUGAAUCAAAUUGACUCGGAUGUCGACUCUAAUGGUGCUGGUAAAGGAAAAGAGCCGAGGGUAAUAUCUCCGGGAGGAUCCAAGACCGAAGAGAAGCAAAGUCAGGGUGUUACUAAUCAGAUUGACAAGGGUCAAGAUGGUAGACAGCAGCCUCAUGGAGAAGUGAACAUGGAAGCUUCCAUAUCAGAAGAAGAUGUGAUAAGAGCUGGAGGUUUUGGUGCUAAAGACGACAUUGGAAGCUUCCUUCCCGUGGCAAGUGAUUCGACUGACUUUGAAGAAUCACUCCGCUCUGCACGUGACUACGAAGAAGCUCAAGAGGAGGUUCAAAGACCUGGUCUUGGCUGGCCUAAAGAGUAAAAUCUUGUCCUCGUUGGCUUGGCUUCAAUGCUCAUGCUUGUUUAGUUCUUGUUUUUUUUUUUUUUUUUUGUAAAAGGGCAUUCAAAUUUAAAAACAUAGGAACAUACAAAUGUAUGGUUAAAAAACCAUAAGUUUGAGAAAGUAUAAUGAGACAAGCCUCAUAUUUAGCUAAGAAA